CUCCGGGGUCAGCGGCCGCCGCUCUGGCGGGACGGGGGCGAAUAAAGUUAAAUUCGGGGAGGGGGAAGCCGCUCGUCCUCUCCAGCAGAAAAGAGCUGCUGGAUGUAGAAGGAAAGUAGGUCGUGCGCACGGAAAAUGCCUCUAAGGGACAAGUGUUGUCAGACUGACCACCAUCACCAUGGAUGCUGUGAACCAGCGCAUCUGUUGGAACCUGGUGAUCCUCCAUUAUUGCAGCAGCCUCUGCAAACAUCAAAAUCUGGUAUUCAGCAAAUCAUUGAGUGUUUUCGAUCAGGAACAAAACAACUUAAACAUAUCUUGUUAAAAGAUGUGGACACCAUUUUUGAGUGUAAAUUGUGCCGGAGUCUCUUCAGAGGAUUACCAAAUUUAAUUACUCAUAAGAAGUUUUAUUGUCCUCCAAGUCUUCAGAUGGAUGAUAACCUCCCAGAUACAAAAGAUAAGCAGAGUCAAGCCAUAAAUGACCUUCUUGAAGCAAUCUAUCCAAGGGUAGAUAAACAAGAAUAUAUCAUUACAUUAGAACCUAUAGAAAGUAAUCAAAAUGCUGUAUUUCAAUAUGUGUCAAGGACUGAUAGCCCAGAUGAGAGCACAGAAAGUAGCCAUACCCUCGAUCAAACUCCAAUACAAAUACAGGAACCCAGCACUGAGCAACCCAAGGCUGUUUCAGCUCCAGCCCCAGUCCCAUCUGGGGAGACUGUAGAAUUACCUCCUGCUGAUCCUGUUACAAACAAGGUGAUACCUACUCCUGAAGAACAGCCACCAGCAGUAAAUCCUGACUUGGACUCUCUGGAUAAUUCUGAUUAUGGCCACCAGUUGAUUUGUUGCCUCUGUAGGAAGGAAUUUCAUUCAAGACGCAGUGUACGCCGGCACAUUCGAAAAGUACACAAAAAAAAGAUGGAAGAGCUAAAGAAGUACAUAGAAACAAAAAAGAAACUAAACCAGUGCUCUGCGAAAGGACGAAAUAAGAAUGUUCUUGUAACAUUAGGCAGAAGUUGUCCUGUGUGUUAUAAAUCAUUUGCCACAAAAGCCAAUGUAAGAAGGCAUUUUGAUGAAGUUCAUAGAGGAUUAAGAAGGGAUUCCAUUACUCCUGAUAUAGCUACAAAGCCUGGGCAACCUUUGUUCUUGGAUACAGUUUCUGCUAAAAAAUCUUUUAAGACCAGAAAACAAAAGUCGUCUUCAAAGGCUGAAUACAAUUUAAGUGCAUGCAAAUGCCUUCUGUGCAAGAGAAAAUAUAGUUCACAAAUAAUGCUGAAAAGGCAUAUGCAAAUUGUUCACAAGAUAACUCUUUCUGGAAAGAACUCUAAAAGAGAGAAAGGACCCAACAAUACUACCAAUGGCACAGAAAUAAAAGUUGAACCAGCAGAUUCUGUAGAACCUUCACCCCCUUCCAUUGCGCUUUCUCCACAGAAUGAAUUAAAGGGAACAAAUCAUUCAAAUGAGAAAAAGAACACACCAUCAGCACAGAAAAAUAAGGUCAAACAGGACUCUGAAAACCCUAAAUCAACUUCUAAAUCAACCAGUAAAUCAACUUGCAAAUCAACCACUAAAUCAACCCCUAAAUCAACCAAUGCAUCUGCUGCAGGUGGCCAGCAAAAAUCCAGGAAGCCAAAACUUUCAGCUGGCUUUGACUUCAAGCAGCUUUACUGUAAACUCUGUAAGCGCCAAUUUACUUCUAAACAGAAUUUAACAAAACACAUUGAGUUACACACAGAUGGAAAUAAUAUUUAUGUUAAAUACUACAGGUGUCCACUCUGCUCUUACGAAACACGUCGCAAGCGUGAUGUGAUAAGACACAUAACUGUGGUGCAUAAAAAGUCGCCUCGCUACCUUGGGAAAAUAACUGCAAGUUUAGAAAUAAGAGCAAUAAAGAAGCCAAUUGAUCUUGUUCUAAAUAAGGUGACAAAAAGAGGCUCUCAGAGGGAUGAAACAAAACAGAUUGGUUCAAAACAGGAUGUCACCUCUAAUUCUCCCAAUAAAAAGUAUGAAGGAGCUGAUGUUGGCAUUGAAGUGAAAGUAACAAAAAACUUUUCUCUGCACCGAUGCAAUAAAUGUGGGAAAGCAUUUGCCAGAAAAGCUUUUCUAGAACAUCAUAAGAAAACCCACAAAGCAAACGUAUCUCAUUCACCUGAAGAAAGUAAAACCAAAGGCAGAAGUACAAGAUCUAAAGCUGUUGUCUGUGUGGUGUUCGUGGAUUGUUUUCUCCUUAGUCAUUAAAUUGUUGUUUGGAGAGG
Hirundo rustica (Barn swallow) is the source of this 2246-nucleotide messenger RNA. RefSeq names its product zinc finger protein 800 (gene ZNF800). The record is from RefSeq and is a predicted model, not a curated record. Lineage: Eukaryota; Metazoa; Chordata; Aves; Passeriformes; Hirundinidae.